AUGGAGAUCACUGGCGGACGCUGUACUAUGACAUCACUCUCCGAGCUUGACGAGUUCCUUGCCGGUCUGACGGCCGCCAAGAAUCGGUUCUACAACGCGGGAGGACAUUGUCCAGCUCAGUUGGUGUUUGGCGAGCUGCCGAGGGUCCCAGCUGAACUGCUCUCCUCCCAUCCGGGAGGUCUUCAGGCCCUGGGCGAUGCCUUUCAUGACGUGGCUGGAUUGGACGAGGUGGGAGCUGAGUUUCGGCGCAGAAUGCAAAUCAGAGAACAGGCCAAGCGGCUUGCUCUGGAGGCCGACAGUAAAGAAGCUGUGAAGAGAGCAAUGAAGACUUCGUCCACCCCCGCUCGGCAUUGGAACCAAGGACAAUGGGUUUUCGUCUACAGACGUGGGAAGCCCGGAGAUCCUCUUCAUCCAGUUUCCCGUUGGGUCGGUCCUGGUCUGGUCGUUCUCCAGACUAAGUCCUUGGUUUGGGUGGCAAUGCGUACGAGAUUAUGGAGGUGUGCGCCCGAGCAGCUUCGAUCAGCCGAUCCGUCUGAGAUGAUGGGUCGUCAGUUGGCCACGGACCCCAGCUUGGGAGAACUCUUGAGACAAGUUACUGCCGGUUCUCAAGCCAAGGCAGUUGAUGUUGCACGUGAAGGGCCUCCGCCACAGGAGGAUGAGGCAAUGGUUCAUCGACUCCAGGAUGGUCCUGAUCUCCGUGGUCCCGCAGGCAUUCCACCACCUGGACCUCAGCAAGCUCCUCAAGAAGUUCUACCGGUCCUGCCGGAGAGCCUCCUGGCGCUGCUCCUCUACGUGUUCAGCGAGGAUGACUCCGGAGAGAGAAGUGACAUGACUGUUGGACCUCACGAUCCAGCUCAGGAAGGACCUCCUCACAAGGUCCAGCGUGUGGCUGCGACGUCUGAUGAUGCCACGGAGCUUCUCACCUCCCUCUUCUCCUUCAACCUGGAGGACCAGUCCUGCUCCUUCAUGGCGACCCGCAACGACGAAGUGGACGUCAAGAAGCUCGCGCGGAACGAGCAGGAGAUGUUCUUAAAGUCCGACCAGGUCGAGUGGGAGGCCAUUCUGAAGACGAAGGCCGUGCGAGUGGCCUCUGGGGCUCAGGCUCAGCGACUCCGGGCCAAGUAUCCUGACAGGAUUCUGAGUUCGAGGAUGGUGCGGCGAAAGAAACCCACUGGGGAUCUUCAUCAGUGGAAGGCCAAGAGCCGCUGGUGCCUCCAUGGGCAUGCUGAUCCAGACACGGGACAGCUCAUUACGUAUGCCCCAACUCCUCAGGUGGAGUCCUUGAUGCUAUUCCUGCAAUGCGGUCUCAACCUGGGCCACUCCUUCGCCUUUUGCGAUGUGAAGAAUGCUCGCUUAUUUGUGAUCAACAUUCCGGUGUACGGCCUAGAUGAUGCACCCGCGGCCUGGCGCGAGACUGUCACGCGAUUCCUUGUCGAGGACAUGCAUUUCACUCGCAGCUUGGUUGAGCCCUGUUGGUACUUUCGUCACGACUCCAAGGGAGUCAACCAGGCUCAGGUGUUAGUGGAGGCCCGCUUCCACUUCGGAAAGUGGGACCUUAGUGAAGCUGACUAUGCCGGCCGGAGAGUCCGGGUUCUUCAAGACCGCAUCGUAGUGGACCAGGAGAAGUACAUCCUCGAGCAGCUUCACCCGAUCAACCUCGCGAAGGAACGCAGAACGGCACGGACCGAGAAGUUAAAUCGCGAGGAGUUUGCCUCCCUCCGCUCGACCAUCUACCGCAUCAGUUGCGUUGGGAAGGAGUGUCGUCCCGAGAUGUGUGGACUGGCCUCCAUCAUGGCGAGCCGCCUCGAUCAGGCAACGGUGGAGGAUGCCCUCGUGGUCAACCGGUGUGUGAAUCAUCUUCGGAACACGGCUCAGCGACCUUUGACGAUUUGGAAGAUGAAUCCGGCCGAUUUCGCCUUCAUCAUCAUUUCGGAUGCUGGUGGCAUUGGGUCAAAGCACGAGGCCACGGACGAACUUGGACUGCCUGCCGACGCGACUCAAGGUGCCUGGAUGGUGGUGGCAGCCGAGGGCUUGCCGAUCGGUGAUCAGAAGGUCCGCGCCUCCCCGAUCAGCUGGCGAAGCAGCAAGCUCAAGAGAAAAGUCUACUCCACCUUUGGGGGUGAGACCCAAGCCAUGCUACAGGGCCUUGCGGAAGCUGACUGGCUCCAAGUCAUGCUGAGGGACGCCUGCUCUCAUGACGUUCAGCUUCGAAAUUGGCGCAACAGUCUGAGUCCCCAUAUGUUGGUGAUGAGAUCAGACGUUGAAGCCAAGACCUGCGGCCUCAGUGCAGUGUUACAGACGCCAAGAGCUUGUUCGACUGCUUGCUGA
Messenger RNA from Symbiodinium sp. CCMP2592, 2328 nucleotides. The record is from the annotation of a GenBank genome assembly. NCBI's taxonomy places the organism in Eukaryota, Dinophyceae, Suessiales, Symbiodiniaceae.